Molecule: messenger RNA, 2575 nt
Organism: Gymnodraco acuticeps
Lineage: Eukaryota; Metazoa; Chordata; Actinopteri; Perciformes; Bathydraconidae
Gene: mlnr
Product: motilin receptor
Exons: 3
Coding region: 157-1248 (363 amino acids)
Biological process (GO): G protein-coupled receptor signaling pathway
Cellular component (GO): plasma membrane
Molecular function (GO): G protein-coupled peptide receptor activity
Source: RefSeq, a predicted model, not a curated record
CCAGGAACCGGCUCUGCCACUUCAUGAGACCCUGCUGCCGCUCGCCAUCGACACACAGCAACGCAACAGAGACCAAGAAAACGUUUUUAGGAGAUCCAGCUGAGUUUCACAGUCUUGAUUCCCCCUUUGCUGUGCCAACACUCAGUGACAGUGGGCAUGCCCUGGACCAGACCCCAGGUGGACCUUAAUGCGGGGGGAGCAGAGGCCAUGGACCAGUUGAACAUAGACGACCAUCACUACGAGGGCUCCCUCUUCCCCACCUCCACCCUCAUCCCUGUCACUGUCAUCUGCAUCCUCAUCUUCAUCAUCGGGGUGACCGGCAACACCAUGACCAUCCUCAUCAUCCAGCACUUCAAGGACAUGAAGACCACCACCAACCUCUACCUGUCCAGCAUGGCGGUGUCCGACCUCAUCAUCUUCCUCUGCCUGCCCUUUGACCUUUACCGCCUGUGGAAGUACGUGCCCUGGCUUUUCGGGGAGGUGGUGUGUCGCUUCUAUCACUAUAUCUUCGAAGGCUGCACCUCGGCCACCAUCCUGCACAUCACGGCCCUGAGCAUCGAGCGCUACCUGGCCAUCAGCUUCCCCCUCAGGAGCAAGGCGUUGGUGACCCGACGCAGGGUCCAGUACAUCAUCUUCGCCCUGUGGGUCUUUGCCCUGGUGUCCGCCGCUCCAACGCUCUUCCUCGUUGGGGUGGAGUAUGACAAUGACACACACCCAGACUACAACACAGGGCAGUGCAAGCACAGCAACUACGCCAUCAGUUCCGGGAAGCUGCACAUCAUGCUCUGGGUGUCCACCACCUACUUUUUCUGCCCCAUGCUCUGCCUCAUCUUCCUCUAUGGCUCCAUCGGAUGCAAGUUGUGGAAUAGCAAAAUGGACCUGCAAGGCCCCUGCGCUUUGUCCCGAGAGCGGUCUCACAGGCAAACAGUCAAGAUCCUGGCAGUGGUGGUGCUGGCCUUCAUCAUCUGUUGGCUGCCCUAUCACAUAGGCAGGAACCUGUUUGCCCAGGUGGACGACUACGAGACGGCCAUGUUGAGCCAGAACUUCAACAUGGCCUCCAUGGUGCUGUGCUACCUCAGCGCCUCCAUCAACCCCGUCCUCUACAACCUCAUGUCCCGGAAGUACCGGGCCGCGGCCAAACGCCUGUUCCUGCUGCACCAGCGGCAAAUACAAGCCCGCCACGGCCAGAGGCAGCUCUGCGUGAUCGACCACAUCUCCACCCUGAAUGAGAGCCUGACUGGGGUCUGAGGGGGUCAUGAGCAGUGAUUUUAACAGGUUUGAUUGACUUCAGAGAUUGCACGUUUCAGGAGUUGAGCGAAACCUUGUUGGAGAUGUUCGUUCCAUUGUAUCUUUGAGCGGGAAAACAGGGCUGAGAGCUCCACUUCAAUGCAAAGUCUGCUUCACACAGGGGCAUUCUGAUCACAUAUAGACAGUGUUUUCACCUAAUGUAGAAGUAUUUACCUCGACAGUGUGUGCUGCUACAUGUUUAUCUUGCUUUGUGGUCAGCUGCAAAUAUGGCUUGACCCCAACAAAAUUGCAACAAAAGGUUUUUCAAUGGAUUAUUGUCGUAUCAGAUGUACUUAAUAACAUACUAAAAGUCCAAAGAAAUCUGACUACUAGAAAUGUGUAAUUUUCAAGAUGGCGUCCAAGAUGGCCGAAAAUUCCUUAAAAUAAGUAUGAUAAUAAAAUGAUAUGAACUCCUUCAUAAUUUAUUAGGGACACCUUAUACUACACAAAACAGUUAAGAAACCUUUUGUUGCAAUUUUUUUGGGCUAAUGUUUUUUUUUCAUAUAUGCAGUCGCCUAUUGUGUAAGUGCUUAUUGAACAGCUGAUAAUAAUAAGCGCUCCUUCUUUGUUAAUGACAGAUGAUGUUUGUGCCACAUUUGAAAUGAGUCCUCAUUUAUUAUGUUUAAUUGUAGUCUCAACUGCAUUCUGUUGUAAGAUUGAAUUUGUUUAAUGUUUGUUUGUCGUUCUCAUAAAUCAAGAAAAACUGAAAACAAGUCAACCUAUUAGCCGUGCUCCAUUAGUUGUGCAGAUCUGAAAUUGGAUAUUCCGGUGUGAUAUUUGAGUGUUUGUGUUUGUUGUGUACCAUUUCUCCUGUGAAUAGAUGCAACAUAAACUUCAUAAAAGCAGAUUAAUAUGAAAAUGGGAUAGUUGAUGUCUGUGUGAGGCCACCUGAGCCCUGAGGAUUUGAGGCUGCGUACGUGCCGGCCAUCAUGUAAUCUGACACAGCUAUUAUAUUACCUGGGCUCUGAGUUUGAUUUAAGCUGGCGGCUAGUGUCCCUGCAUCACCAUAUUCAAAGUAAUGGCUGCUCUAAGUGCAUUUCAAAGAGGAACAAAAUAUUAGGCUGUCAGCAGCGGCAUAGGUUAUUUCUUUUAUUGCUUCCGCCUGCAUAAUCUCAACAACGUUGUCCAUUUCCUCAUUGAUGUUGCAUUUUUUAUUAGAAAUUGUACUCUUUUUGUACCUCAUGCACUCUGGCAAGAAGGGUAACGUCAAAGUAUUUAGCCUAUUUUUAACCUGAACACUGUCUAAUCCCCAAAUAAACGCAGAGUUUUCAAGGUUCUGUCUCUUAAA